This is a messenger RNA of Scatophagus argus, 3542 nucleotides long. RefSeq names its product ERBB receptor feedback inhibitor 1a (gene errfi1a). Gene Ontology annotation, cellular component: extrinsic component of cytoplasmic side of plasma membrane. Gene Ontology annotation, biological process: negative regulation of epidermal growth factor receptor signaling pathway; regulation of keratinocyte differentiation. Lineage: Eukaryota; Metazoa; Chordata; Actinopteri; Scatophagidae. The record is from RefSeq and is a predicted model, not a curated record. The coding region runs from base 248 to 1600 and encodes 450 amino acids. The transcript has 4 exons.
ACACAAGCCUUAUCUGAAAGUGUCACAUUAUACCCGGAGCGUCACCAAUGCGCUGGCGUUUUGUUCCUGAUGCAAUAGAAAUCUGAAGAUUACACUGUCAAAUCAAACCCCACUGAAAGAAACCGAGGAGCUAUAUUUGGACAAAGCGGAGUCUAGGAGUCAGUCAAAGGAGGAGAACUGCAAAGUUAUUUAGGUACACCAGAAACAGGGGCAGCCAGCCGGGUGAUCUGAGUGUUUCCUGGCUUUGAUGCGACCCGAGUGUGCCUGGAGCAUGUCCACAGUGGGCCUGACUGCCCAGGAGACCUCUUUUCCCAUAGAAAACCCCUUCCUGAGGGGUGGCUACUGUCACAGCAUGGCUGGAUCCAAACCCUCUUGGAGCCAUCACCAUGAGCUGGACAACUUCUACUUCAGUAUGGAUACUGCACUCACAGAUCAGAGCUCUCGUGCCCAGCAAAAGGGGCCACCUCCCUCUCUCAGUUAUGAAAGACAUAAAUACAGUCCCAGCUCACAGAGACUACCCCCAAAGAAAUCCCGGCCCUCACAUCUCUCCCUCUCCUGCAGCACUGAACCAUCCACCCCAAGUCCUGCUGAUGACGACCAGGUGGUUCCCUCUUUCCAGAGGCUCUCAGUGCAUGAGUGCAGCAGUCCGCCCCAGACACCAGGCAGAUGCUCCAAGCCUCUGCCCCCCAUCCCUCCACAGAUUGAUAUCUCCCCUGAGCAAGCUAUGGAUAAUGAGGUAGAAUUUUUCACAAGUUCAGACGACAGCUGUUGCCUGGUGUCUGACCAGUGUCCCAAAUCGUCUCCUUUUCGGUAUGGAGUCCCUAGUCGAAGGAGCUUCAGAGACUGUGGACAGAUUAACUAUGCAUACUAUGAUGGUCCAUUAGGACCGCAAAGCCCAAGGCAGUCCCAACAGCAGCAUCAGGUACAUCCUCCACAGGAGGUACGUGAACAUUAUGAGCAGCACCGACAGGAGCCACCUGAGCCAGUGGCCUGUCCAAGACAGCAGGACAAAGCUCAGAGGAGGCUGCGGCGCUCGCACUCUGGCCCAGCAGGAUCCUUUAACAAGCCCUCGCUGCUGCGCCUCACAUGCACCAAACGCCACACCAACAGUAUGGAUAAGUCGGAGGUGCCACCCCCUAUCCCUCCACGAACAAUCAAGACAGGAGACUACCGCCGCUGGUCAGCAGAGGUCUCAUCAGGGGCUUACAGUGAUGAGGACAAACCACCCAAGGUACCCCCAAGGGAACCUUUGUCGAGAGGCAGCUCCCGCACCCCCAGCCCCAAGAGCCUCCCAACAUAUAUUAAUGGGGUGAUGCCCCCAACCCAAAGUUUUGCACCAGACCCUAAGUACGUAAGCUGUCGAGGUUUACAGAGACAGAACAGUGAGGGCUCUCCCUGCAUCCUUCCUGUUAUGGAGAAGGGCAAGAAGGCCAGCACCACACAUUACUAUCUCCUGCCUCAGCGACCUGCUUUUGUGGACUCACCUUGUGUCGAGAAGUUUCUUCGAGUCAUGGACAGCCCCGCAGCUCGUAAUACAGAUGUAUCUGACUCUGACUGGGACUGUCACAACAGGAGGAAAACCCAUGUGGAUUUAGUUUGAAAAGUUUUUGUGGAAGUAACAGAGGAGUUCACUGUAAAUGAGCAAAAACCACUUGAAGAAAUGGUGAAACUCAACGCUAACAACCCUCAAACUGCUGCUUUUACUCUUUAACCCCUUAUGUAUUCUGAACACACAGAGUAUGUGUGCACUGUAUUCAGUUACUGGUAAUGUUGGAAUAACUAUCGCAACCCAGAUACUUUGUGUAAAAACUGUAUCUCUUGUUGGCAAAAUUCAAGACUGUAGAGCUUAUUUUUGAUAUGAUUUUUAUUUCAUGACAUUCGAUGUUGUGCUGUUUUUGCUGACGAUGUGGUGCAGUCUGAAGGUACAAGCGGGCCUUGAACCUCGUGCUCAGUGUUCUCCGUCUGGAAGGUUGAGAAUGUUUUGUGAGAUACAUGGAUGCUGUUUUUGUGUCUCACAAGGGACAAAAGGUCAGUAAUGUUACCAUAUAUCACUUAAUAUAUGAAGUCUAAAUACAAGGCCAACUAACAUUUAACAUAAAUGAAGGAUGCUAGCACACACACACCUCCAUUCUGUUUGGUAUUAUAUAUCAACACUGAUAUGGUUUCCCUGACUUGAUGAAGUUUCAGUCUUAUUAGGCUACUUUAUCUGUCUAUUUUUUUUUUAAACAUGGCACAUUGUAAUGGUAGAUUUUCUGCUAAAAGGUUGGGUACAUUACUGGUAGCUAUGCAUGUUUCCAUUGGAAUGUAUAGUGCAGCUUUUAUGGUAUAGUUGUCUGUUGAUGUGUGUGUGUGUGUGUGUGUGCGUGCGUGUGUUUUAUGUAUAUGUGUGGAUGCGUUUGUGCAUAUGUGCAUGUGAACAGCAGUUGGGAAACUGUUCUGGUGAUAAAAUUUCUACAAUUGGUAGAAAAAUGAGAACCAUACUUGUUACUGUGCUCUGCCUUUUUGCAGCACCUACUUUUGAGUACAGCCCUCAAAAAAGUGCACACAUUGCUUUCUAUCAGUGUCCAAGUCUGUUUUGCUGCACAGAAAUUGGCCUGUUGAACAUUAUGUGAAUGUAUGCUGUUCUUACCGAGAUUCCAUCAAACAGCUGGAGAAGCUUAGCUUAUUUUUGGUCAAGCUGUGAGAUAUUGCUUGGAAGUAAUUUGCCUCAAGUACUACCUCCCUUUGAUAUGAAUCCUGUAUUUCACAUAUUCCCCAUUAAUAAAGGCAAAAUCUGAAAUUACGAUGUAGAAAAGAUGAGGUAACCAGCUCCUUAUGUGACCUGAAACCCAAGUUUUAAUUCAGCUACACUUCAGAGUAACAGAGAGUCAAUUCUAACUGAAUUUCCUUAAAUAGAGAUUUUAGAUCAUGCAGAUCUAAGAUCACUGAGAUGUUAGGCUAACCUCUUAAUACAGACGCAUUACAAAGACAGUGCAGGGUUUACCUACCUGACACAGACUUUCCUGUUCUGCUCAUGCAUUCCUGCCUUACAUGAUUGCAGUGGGUGUGGUCUGAGACUUUGGCUGCUGGCAGCCCAGAAAAUAUAUGAUUUUUUUAUUGUUGUAGAUUAUUCAAGAAGUAUCAGGAUGAUAUAGUAAAUGUAGCACAUGUAUUGAAGUAACCCUAUUAUCGGACAUGGUGUUCAGUUUGGGCAACAGACAACUGCUAAGGUCAAACAAUUUUGGAAAUAUACUUUUUCUCUCCUUUCUGCUCACAAAACCUUGCCAACACAAUGUUGCUUUUAAUUUAAUGUGUGAAAAAAUGUUUACAUCAUACUCUCAUACUAUUUAAUCUUAAGGUAUUCAUAUGUCUUAUUAGAAAUAAUAAAACUGAAUGAAGACUAGUUUAUCAAGAAAUAAUUUCUCUGCUGUGGUGAAGACAUGCACUGGGAGAGUACAGUAUGCUGUGUACAGUAUUUAACAAUUCCAUUUGUUGAAUUUAUGAAUAGUUGAUAAGUAUAUAGUCUUUGAAAAGAAAGAAAAAUAAAAUGACUUUAUUUAUGA